AUGAAAAUUAAAGUAUAAAUAUUUAAAGUAUUGUGAGUCCCACAAUAAAUAGAAUGGUGAUUCAAAUUAGUAGAAAAUCAUGAAAUCAUGAUUCCAUCACAAGCCUAAUUUGUCUGACGGGAAGAAAAUGAUUUUGACCAGUAAAGAAAGAAUUAACAAUUUGUGGCAGAAGAUGGCUAAGAUAGAGAAGAUACUAAAGUUUUUUUGA
Messenger RNA from Paramecium sonneborni, 208 nucleotides. Lineage: Eukaryota; Ciliophora; Oligohymenophorea; Peniculida; Parameciidae. The record is from the annotation of a GenBank genome assembly.